GAAGGGGUAGUAACAGUAAGGAGGUGUAAUAUCAGCAGAAGGUGUAGUAACAGUAGAAGAUGUAGUAACAGUAGAAGAUGUAGUAACAGUAGAAGGUGUAGUAACAGUAAAAGAUGUAGUAACAGUAGAAGGUGUAACAACAGUAGAAGGUGUAGUAACAUUAGAUGUAACAGUAUAAGAUGUAGUAACAAUGGAAGGUGUAGUAACACUGAACUGUGUAGUAACAGUGUAAGGUGUAAGGUAUAACAGUAGAAGGUGUAUUAACUGUAAAAGGUAUUGCAACAGUAUAAGGUGUAGUAACAAUAGAAUAUGUAGUAACAAUAGAAGGUGUAGUAACAGUAGAAGGUGUAUUAACUGUAGAAGCUGUUGCAACAGUAUAAGAUGUAGUAACAGUACAAGGUGUAGUUACAGUAGAAGGUGUAUUAACUGUAGAAGGUGUUGCAACUAUAUGAGAUGUAGUAACAGUACAAGAUGUAGUAACAGUGGAAGGUGUAGUAACAGUAAGAAGGUGUAAUAACUUUAGAAGGUAUAGGAACAGUAGAAGGUGUAGUAACAGUUGAAGGUGCAGUAACAUUAAAACGGUGUAGUAACAGUGGAAGAUGUAGUCACAGUGGAAGGUGUAGUAAUAGUAGA
Messenger RNA from Orbicella faveolata, 633 nucleotides. Its product is annotated as thermal hysteresis protein YL-1-like. The record is from RefSeq and is a predicted model, not a curated record. Lineage: Eukaryota; Metazoa; Cnidaria; Anthozoa; Scleractinia; Merulinidae.